This is a messenger RNA of Ficedula albicollis (Collared flycatcher), 1730 nucleotides long. RefSeq names its product unc-93 homolog A (C. elegans) (gene UNC93A). Bases 199 to 1575 code for a protein of 458 amino acids. The transcript is spliced from 9 exons. NCBI's taxonomy places the organism in Eukaryota, Metazoa, Chordata, Aves, Passeriformes, Muscicapidae. The record is from RefSeq and is a predicted model, not a curated record.
UUCCAGCUGGACGCCGGUACCUGUUUCCAGGGAGCUCUAUCAUAGCUGCAUAAUUUCAAGGUACAGGACGGCACUGGAAAAGAAAAAAGUGACCUUUUCCAACAAGGCAUAAGCUGUUUUUCUCCAACUCAAAUCAUCCCCUGGAAUAAUUGGAUCACCUUUGGCUACCGGCAGACCUUUUGUCUUCUAUGAAUCAACAUGGAAAGGAAUCUUAAGAAUGUUUUGGUCAUUUCUUUCGGAUUUUUGCUUCUCUUUACUGCCUAUGGAGGACUCCAGAGUCUACAGAGCAGUCUCAACUCAGAAGAAGGCCUGGGUGUUGCUUCCCUGAGUGUUCUGUAUGCUGCACUCAUCCUAUCCUCCAUGUUCCUCCCUCCAAUCCUCAUCAAGAAGCUGGGCUGCAAGUGGACCAUUGCCAUCUCUAUGUGCUGCUACAUUGCCUUCUCCUUAGGGAACUUCUAUGCUAGCUGGUACACACUAAUCCCUACCUCUGUGAUCCUGGGCUUAGGAGGAGCACCACUCUGGUCUGCCAAAUGCACUUACCUCACCAUUGCUGGCACUUCGUAUGCUGAGAAAGCAGGAAAAAAUGCAAAAGACAUUAUCAACCAGUACUUUGGGGUCUUCUUUCUGGUGUUUCAGUCUUCUGGCAUCUGGGGAAAUCUUAUCUCAUCCUUGAUACUUAGCCAAUCUUCCACCAAAGUGAAUAUCUCAGAAGAAGACCUGCAAUGCUGUGGAGCAUACAACUGCCUGACUGAUACCACUAACACCACUGGCUCAACAAAGCCCUCCAACUCCUUAAUCUACACACUGCUUGGGGUCUAUACUGCUAGUGGUGUGCUAGCUGUGUUGCUGGUUAUUAUAUUUCUGGACCAGAUCAAAUCUGACCAAGCAGAGACUGAGAAAGAAAAACUAGAGGCACCAUCCUUUUGGUCUACGUUCCUAGCAACUUUCCGGCAUCUAAAAGAUAAAAGACAGUGUCUUCUAAUCCCUCUGACAAUGUACAGUGGGUUUGAACAGGGAUUUCUUUCUGGUGACUACACAAAGGUAUAUGUGACCUGUGCCCUGGGGAUACAGUACGUUGGCUACGUGAUGAUCUGCUUUGCAGCUGUAAAUUCCCUCUGCUCUCUGCUCUUCGGAAAGAUCUCCCAGUUCACGGGUAGAAAAUUUCUCUUUGCAUUAGCCACAGUCACGAAUACAGCCUGUAUAAUAGCACUACUGUUUUGGAAACCUCAUCCCAAGCAGCUUGCUGUGUUUUUUGUGUUCCCUGCUCUCUGGGGCCUAUCUGAUGCUGUUUGGCAAACCCAAACUAAUGGACUCUAUGGCAUUUUAUUUGAGAAACACAAGGAGGCUGCCUUUGCAAAUUACCGUCUCUGGGAAUCACUUGGAUUUGUCAUCGCCUUUGGUUACAGCACCAAGCUGCAAGCCUACAUCAAACUGUACAUUUUACUGUCUGUGCUUGUGCUGUCCAUGGUGACAUAUGGAGCUGUGGAAUACCUCGAGGCUAGGAGCUCCCCUGGGACACCUACUGCUGCAAAGAAGGAGAAUGGAGGACCCCACUCCCAGGAAACACACAUGUAAUCCAACAGGGUCAGAGUGAUGGAGGCAAAGCAAACUGGCCAGCUCCUUACAGGCGUGUCUCCAAGAGCAUUCCAGUGUGAACUGUAUCCAGGAAGAUGGUAAAGGAACAGAUUUCAAGGCUAUUAGAAUGCAAAUGUCUUAGGAGUAAAACCCUC